ACCCAGCAAGCCAACAUUGAGCAUCAACUGCGUGGCGAAUAUCGGAAUAUCAGUGCUUCUCUGGCAUGUGUACGUGGUGGGUCGUGAUUUCUAUGUUCCUUCGUUCCAGAAACCAAACGUUGGUUUGUGCUAGGCUGUAGAAGUAAACGCAUGGUUGAUAGUGGCACGAGUGCAUAAUAACAUUGCUGUUGUCGGCGGUGUGCUUUUGAGCAUAGUUCGGAUGUGCGUGUGCCGUGUGCCGGAUUUUUCGAUGUAAUCUAGCCCGAAGAAUUUUUUUUUGAGCGUUUUGCGGGAUGAUUUCUGUCAGUGAUUCAGUGACGAUGAGAUAAUCCAGAAUCUAGUGUUGCUUCAACAGAUGCAUAUCAACCGGCAAGCAGGUUCACGAAACAGAUAAAUUAAAGUUCAUCAUCAGUUAGCAACGGAAAAACUGAGCGCAAGCGAAUCCUGGAAAUGUGGAAACAACAUUCGAGAGAUUGAGUGAAAAAGUGGGAUAAAAUUGAAUAAAUCGUCCUGAUGAGCACCUGACGAAGUGAUUCAAUGUGCCGAGGCUCUGUGUGUGUGCUGUGCUGAAAAACAGGUGGAUUGGGAAUUAUACAAUGUGAAAAUUGCACUGAAAUGAUGAUUGUGAAGCUACUGAUAACGGGCUGGUGAAAAAUUCGCUUGGUGUUUCGAACGAAGGUUCAGGUGAAUGAAAGUUUAACAAAGUGGUCCCGGAGGCGGCCCAAGCAACUCCAGUGAUUGCAAUCAACAUGGUAAUCAUCAAGAGAGUAAUUUGAUUGGAACCAGUAACGGAUUAUCCCUUGUGGAGGAAAGGAUUUUUUGCUGUAGUUGAUGGUGUUGUUGUUGUUGUUGUUGUUGCGGUGUUCGUGUUCGGUUUCGAAAACGUUGCUGAUCCAACUACGUUGCGCUGCGACCACAAGGUUCCAAGGUGAAGACGACGCUUCGUUGGGAUGAAGCAAGAAUCUCUGUACGGGAUCUGAGAUUAUGAGCAGAGUUUCCCUCGACAAAAUAAGGAACAACCGAUGCCACCUUCGCCCAUAUGGUCCAUGGAUGCAACGGAGCAGAGAAUAAGCGGACGCAAACAAAACAAAAAAAUAACACCCCAAGAAGCGAAGGCUAAAAAUAAACCUGGAGACAAUCUACGCCAGCCUCCUUCCAGCUUCCAGGGAGAAAGCGCAAGGAUUCCUUCCGUCGGUCGUCAACUGUAACGUCGUAAAUUAAAAUAUAAAGACGAUGUUUUCGGUCUGUUUCCACCUUGUGUUCUGCUGCAGCUAUAAACUAAUUACAUAAUUGAACAAAUCUGCGCCACCUCCUGCGCCCCAUCCCCCGAGGCAACUCUUCAUCGCCGGGAAGAAAGUGUGAAAGGAUGUCGUAAUUUGGUGUUUGGACUCCGGAGUCCGCAGUGAACGAAACAAAUCGACUCACGCAAAAAAGGGUUAAGUGCGAACUAUCGAAGAUUACAGCAGUGAAGUUCAGAAACAAUUAAAGGAAUUGAAUUGCUUUUCCCUUUCGUUUUGGGAGGGACGGAACAAAGGGAUCCUCUUUCGGCAGCGCAAAAAAGCACGUUCUCCAGUUGGAUAAAGCAGCGAGAAAAAAAUCACAAUUAAAAAAAAUCUAGAAGUAGCAAGAAAGUUCGAAAAAUUAUGCGAUUUCGUGCUAUUGAACCUUGAAAAUAGACAAUCACGACAAAUGCACUUGGGGAAAUUGAAAACAAACCGAUUUAACCUUUCGUUCGGGGCCGGAAACGUUCGCUCCCCACACAGACGAUGAAAUUCUACGGAGAAGAGAAGUGAACAGAAGGAAGUGACUGUCCUCUAGUGAUUAAUUUUUGAUGUCGAAAUGUUUGAGGGAGUGGAAAAUUGAAUACGACGGCUGAAGGACAAAAAAGGAAGCACAGUCUCGAUAGAGGCUAGGGACAAGUGAAGAAUUGUUAAUUCGUGUAAAUAUUUGAAACCCACCGUCUUACCGGGGAAAAAGGGAUACAAUCGGAAAUGGGUCCAUCGGUGCGAUUUGUAGUGGCGUUUGUAAUCACGACCAUAUUUCUCCGCGAUGUUCAAGCAAUGGAGUACCCGAAAAUCACUGAACAUCCGCUGGAUGUGAUAGUACCGAGGCACGAGCCCACAACCCUCAACUGCAAGGCGGAAGGAAUUCCACUGCCCACCAUCACCUGGUACAAGGAUGGCGAACCGAUCAAAGCGGAGCAGGGCUCGCAUAAAAUUCUGCUACCCGCGGGGGGAUUAUUCUUUUUGAAGGUCGUGCACUCACGUCGCGAGAGUGACGCCGGGGUUUACUGGUGCGAGGCCCGAAACGAACUUGGCAUGGCCCGGAGUCGCAACGCUACGCUGCAAGUAUCAGUGCUGCGUGAGGAGUUCCGGCUGGAGCCUCAAAACACGCGGGUGGCGCAGGGAGAGACAGCGCUGCUGGAGUGUGGGCCACCCAAAGGAUAUCCGGAGCCGGUGAUUUUAUGGCGCAAAAAUGGUCAAACCAUGGAUUUGAGCAAUUCUAAACGAAUCCGCAUCGUAGACGGUGGCAAUCUGGCGAUCCAGGACGCCCGUCAGUCCGACGACGGCCGGUACCAGUGCGUGGCGAAAAACAUCGUUGGCAUUCGAGAAUCUACGGUAGCAUUCCUUCGGGUCCAUGUGAAACCGUUCCUGAUACGAGGCCCCCAGAACCAAACGGCGGUGGCCGGCAGCUCUGUUGUGUUCCAGUGCCGCGUCGGUGGCGAACCAGUACCGGACGUCCUGUGGAGACGCUCGGCAUCCGGUGGCAAUAUGCCGUUAGGUAGAGUACACGUCCUGGAGGACCGAAGCUUACGCAUCGACGAUAUUACCGUCGAGGACAUGGGCGAAUAUAGCUGCGAAGCAGACAAUGCCGUGGGUUCUAUCACUGCUUCUGGAAAUUUGCUCGUUCACUCUCCUCCGAAUUUUAUCGUCCGACCGAAGAAUCAGAUAGCCGACCUAGGUCGAGAGGCACUCUUCGAGUGCCAAGCCACUGGUCAUCCGCAUCCCACUCUCUUCUGGUCACUGGAAGGGAAUCGUACUCUGCUGUUUCCCGGGUCCCGUCAUGGGAAUGUCGAAGUGACGGAGAACGCCGAUGGCGUUAGUGUGCUUUCGGUGUCCAAAAUUGAUCGAAUCGACAAUGGACGGGUGAUAGUUUGCAGUGCCGUGAACAGUGUGGGAAGUGUUAGUACUCGGGUGGUACUCAGUGUGAACCUGCAGGACGAUCGACCGCCUCCGUUGAUUCUCCAAGGACCGAUAAAUCAGACGCUACCGGUGAAAUCCGUUGCUACUCUGCCGUGCCGAGCAUCCGGUUCACCAACUCCAGUUAUUUCGUGGUAUCGAGACGGAAUGCCGGUGUUGACUUCGGCGAGGAUUAAUAUCACCGAUUCGGGCACGUUAACCAUAUCGGAUUUGUUGAAAAACGAUGACAGUGGACUGUACACUUGUGUGGCCAGCAGCAAGACGGGCAAGUCCACGUGGAGUGCCGUGCUGAAACUGGACUCUCCCACGAAUCCUAACAUCAAAUUUUAUCGUGCUCCGGAGUCAUCCACCUUUCCGGGUCCUCCGGGAAAGCCUCAGGUGACGGAUGUGUCGGAGAGUACCGUAACCAUCUCUUGGGUUAGGAGCAAUGCCGUGGGAGCUUCGAGUUUGGCGGGAUACAUAGUGGAGAUGUUUGGAAGGAAUGCCACCGAUGGGUGGGUUGAAGUGGCAAACAAGAUUUUGGAUACCAGCUACACACAGCGGGGUCUGAGUCCGGGUGUUACGUACUAUUUUGUUGUUCGAGCGGAGAAUUCUCACGGAAUUUCAUUGCCUAGUCCGAUGUCGGAACCGAUUCUGGUUGGAAUGAACGAACAAAAUUCCGGGCUGGACCUGAGUGAAGCAAGAGCUAGCUUGCUAUCCGGGGAUGUUGUCGAGCUAGUCAACGCUACCUCGCAGGAUUCGACCACCAUUAAACUGGUCUGGGAGAUCAUCAAUGGCAAGUACGUGGAAGGGUUCUACAUCUACGCACGGAAUCUCGACGAGGAUUCCGAAUCUUCGUACAAGAUGUUGACCGUUCUCAACGCUGGUACCGUGUCAUCCUGUACCGUCAACGGACUGCUCAAGUACACCGAGUACGAAUUUUUCGUCGUACCGUUCUACAAGAGCGUCGAGGGAAAACCUUCGAACUCGAGGCUGGCCCGGACGCUUGAGGAUGUACCGACCGCUACGCCAACCUCAAUGGAAGCUCUGCUGCUGAACUCUUCCGCUGUCUAUCUCAAGUGGAGAUCACCUCCCGCGGGAGCAAUCAAUGGUGUCCUGCAAACGUACCAUGUCAUAGUCCGAGGAGUAGACGUUCAUUCGAAUUACUCGAAAAUACUGAGUAACGUAACGAUUGAUGCGUCAUCACCAAACCUGCUGUUGGCGAAUCUGACCGAGGGAGUGACCUAUACCGUCAGCAUAGCAGCGGCCACAGCCGCUGGUAUGGGUCCAUUCAGUGGGCCGGCAACGUUACGACUCGAUCCUGUCACAAAACAGUUGGAUCAGACCUCGCAUCGCUAUCCGAUUAACCACGACAAUAUGGAUGAUAUUGUGACGAAACCUUGGUUUAUCGCCGUUUUGGGUACGAUUUUGGCCCUGAUGAUGCUAUCUUUUGGGGCUAUGGUUUUCGUGAAACGGAAGCAGAUGAUGAUGAAGCAAUCGGCGUUGGCUUCCAUACGAGGACACCACAGCACCGGGGUGCUGAAGUUUCCAACCCUGCCACAAAACAACGACGGUUACUGGACGGACCCUUCCGGAAUGAUCUGGCGUCAUCCGGCUCAACCGAAGGAUCACAUCCAGGAUUAUGCACCGGUGUGCACCACUUCGACCAUCGUUGCGGACCAGAACAAUCGCAACCGCUACGUGGGGAUCGAUUACAACGAGUAUCCAAGUGAUUAUGCGGAAGUAUCGUCGUUUAGUCCGAAUAACAAAACCAUCGUGUGUGAUAAUGCGAGCAAAGCACCUUCCGAGUACAGUGGGACACGCUCACCGGCCCCUUAUGCCACCACAACUCUGAUAGGCAAUUCGAGAUUUAUUACGAACUCUUCGAACGGUGGUGCGAUGGCAAAUCAUCACCAUCAGCAGUCAGCCUACGGGAGUAUGUAUUACAAUACCGAUUCCUACCCGGUGACGGACUCGAGCAACGCAAAAAGUGAAAACAGUGGCCCACUGCUCAGCGGGUCGGGAGAUUACGGUCGGAACGUGUACUCGGAGUCGUAUUUCAAUCCGACCGAGAAAAUCAAUAUCACCGAGAAUAAGCUGGCGUCGUUGAACAACGGCGGCACCGGUAAUGGAGGCUAUCAGUUGGUACCGAACCACAGCGGAAGCAGCGCCAGCAGCAGCAGCAGUAGCACCGGUGGUGGCGGUGGCGGUCGUUCCGAAACCACCAAAAUCUUCCCCCCAAGUCAAUCGACGCCGCAGACACCGUUUGGGACGAUAAGAAAAAAUCGCUUUAAAUUAUCCCGAACUCCGGUCAAUAAUCUGAGGAUUAGCUUCGAAACGGGUGGUCAGCAGGGCGGCACUGGAAAUGAAUAUGGUAAUCAACAGCAGCUUCAGCAGCAUCAGAGCCAGAAGAAGAAAAUGUCAUCGCUCAAUAAUUUAGGAGCGAAAGAGCAGCUGUACAUAAAGAUAGGGGAAACCAAUCCGAACAAUGCCAACAGUUGGAAUGGUCAUUUGGCCAACAUCUACCAAAACGGUGGCGGCAGUUCGCUGGCGGACGAGGCGGAGGGUGAGGCCGUCUAUCAUCCGACAGGUAACCGCAGUGUCAUUAGCUAUCGGUCCGCCUCCGAGUACGGGGAAAAUGUCUGAGAGUUGCGUAGCUGCUUUGGGUUGACUAUUUAUAAUAACUUAUUCUAACCCCCGCAAACGCAACAUUGGUACACGAACGAAAGACUGAGAGUGUGAUUUGUGUGAGAGUGAGAAAGCAAGGAAAAAAAAGAAUCGCGUGGAGGAGGUGGAUUUGGAGCGAUGAAAAUGUAGCGCGCGUUCGAACUUUUCUCCUGUGGGGGCAGGAUUCGCGCAUCCUUCCAUCACCGCCACCACAAACUGUAGAUAGAUAAAGUGAAUUGGCGUUGUUUGUUGCCAUUGACUGUCAGCUUUGUACAUAAUGAACGGCCCUAUUCCUCCUCGAGCAGCAGCAAAAGCUGAAAGCCGUGUAGGUCGUGUGCAAACAGACUUUAAGCUUUAACUGAUGAUGUGUAGUAGUUGACGAGACGUAAAUCAAGACUGAUCACAGUACUUCCACUGGAAAAAGGGUUAGGUUUGUUGGAUGGGGGUAAAAUAGUAGCGUAUUUCGGGGGGAGGUAGCGUUCGAUCGGAAGAUUGUGGAUUUCGGCCAAUAAACGGCAGUUUGGAAUGAGAUGAAUAGUCAUGGGUGAGAAAAUGAACAAGAUUUAUAAAAAUAUUUUUGUCGCAUGUUUCUCAACAGGUUUCAUCAUUGACCACUUCAUUUUAACACUGAGUCACAAAUUUGAUUGUUUCGCAAAAUUAGAGCGUAUUCUUGGAUUGUACUAUUUUUUAGCUGCAGUGUACCAGCUUCACCUAGCUUCACCCAAAAGAUUCACAUUCUCAUUAUCCUUUUUUCACCUCCAGUAAUUAUUGAAAUUAUGUGCUCCCGUGGCUGGAUGGUUAGCGUCCCACAUUAUCAUGCCGGAGGUUCGGGUUCGAUUCUCGUUCUGGUCGGGGGACUUUUCGUCAAAGAAAUUUCUUCCGAUUUGCACGCGUAUUCUAGAGCUUGCCACUCCGGAAUACAUUCAAGACGUGUUAUCCGACAUAGAAAUCUCAACUAAGUACUAAUAGAAAUGACGCAAGUCAUAUCUAGGGGUAGUGGGGGCAAAUUUGUCACCAGCUUGUUUGGAAGUUUCACUA
Molecule: messenger RNA, 6884 nt
Organism: Toxorhynchites rutilus septentrionalis
Lineage: Eukaryota; Metazoa; Arthropoda; Insecta; Diptera; Culicidae
Product: roundabout homolog 2-like
Exons: 14
Coding region: 1992-5825 (1277 amino acids)
Biological process (GO): cell-cell adhesion; axon guidance
Cellular component (GO): axon; plasma membrane
Molecular function (GO): protein binding
Source: RefSeq, a predicted model, not a curated record